UCUAAAGUGAAAAGAUGAGUCGCCAGGGUUUAUUGCUGCCACUCUUACUCUUUAUUGUUACAUCAUCUCUACAUGUAUCACACAGUAGAUCUGAGAUAAGAUGUGAAGAGUACCCACCAUUUGGUUGUAACAACACCACUAGUUUCAACAGAGAUAGCUUUAACAAGGGUUUCCUCUUUGGUGUCGCUUCUUCUGCUUAUCAGAUUGAAGGUGCACAAGGAAGAGGCUUAAAUAUUUGGGAUGGUUUUACUCAUCGAUAUCCAACUAAGGGAAAAGGUAAAGCAACUGGAGAUAUUGCCGCUGGCUCGUACUUACACUAUAAGGCAGAUAUAGACGUGAUGAAGGAAAUUGGGGUUGAUUCCUAUAGAUUCUCAAUCGCAUGGUCCAGAAUCAUACCAAGAGGAAAGGCUUGUCGCGGAGUCAAUGAAGAAGGAAUUUCUUACUACAACAAUCUCAUCAAUGGACUUGUAUCUAAAGGCAUUAAACCAUUCGUCACCCUUUUCCAUUGGGACCUUCCUCAAACUUUGCAAGACGAAUAUGAAGGUUUCUUGGACCAUCAGAUUAUAGAGGACUUCAAAAACUACGCGGAACUUUGUUUUCAAAGAUUUGGUGACAGAGUCAAGAACUGGAUUACAAUAAAUCAACCUUAUACUAUUCCUACGCGAGGCUAUGCAACUGGCACAGACGCACCUGGACGAUGCUCAUCUUGGCUUAACAAAAACUGUUAUGCGGGCGACUCUGCGACCGAACCCUAUAUCGUUGCACAUCAUGUCCUUCUUGCUCAUGCAACUGUUGUGGAUCUGUAUAAACAAAAAUACCAGAAAAUACAUGAAGGGGAAAUUGGAGUUACAAUGAUUACUAGAUGGUUUCUUCCGUACAGUAACUCUGAUGAAAAUCUUAAAGCAGCUGAGCGAGCCAAAGAGUUUUUCCACGGAUGGUUUAUGGAUCCGCUAACGAAGGGACACUAUCCAUUAAUCAUGGAGCAGAUGUUGAAAAAGCGACUUCCACGGUUCACCGCAAAAGAAGCGUUAUUAGUGAAAGGAUCAUAUGAUUUUAUUGGAGUGAAUUAUUACAUGACACAAUUCGCAAAAAGUGUUCCACCUGAAAAUCCUAAUAGACUUAGUGUCAUGACGGAUUCACAAGCUAGGCUUUCUUAUGUUAAUGAAGACGGUCCAAUAAGUCCAUGCCCAUUUGGGGAUGACUACUAUCGUCCAAGAGGGAUUUUAGAUGUACUAGAGUACUUCAAAACAAAUUACGGAAACCCCAAAGUUUAUAUAACUGAAAACGGCUUUCGAAGUCUUGAUGGAAGUGCGUUGGUCGAAGAAAUCAAGAACGAUCAAAAUAGAACGGACUUUAUAUGCACUCAUCUUUGUUUUGUACGAUCAGCCAUCGAGAAAGGUUGUCAAGUGAAGGGAUAUUUCGUUUGGUCUCUGGGAGAUAAUUACGAAUUCUGUGAUGGCUACACAGUUAGAUUUGGGUUGACGUAUAUAGACUUUGCAAACAUUGCAGAUGAUAGAGAUCUGAAAUCUUCAGGAAAAUGGUACCAAGAGUUUUUGAAGCCAAAUCAAAAUGUUAUCACACAAGUGCAAGACUAUAGUUCACAACAUUUUCUGGAUGACCAAGUAAAAGAAAAAGAAAGAUGUGUGAUUGGCCAGACCAGCUAAUAUCAUCCUUUCAUUAACAUUAAACUUAAUUAACAUGAAAACUUCUAAAAAUAAUCUUUUUAAUAAAAAAAAUUGUAAUAAUAUUAACAACAAAGUUUGGU
Molecule: messenger RNA, 1765 nt
Organism: Thlaspi arvense
Lineage: Eukaryota; Viridiplantae; Streptophyta; Magnoliopsida; Brassicales; Brassicaceae
Source: the annotation of a GenBank genome assembly